Molecule: messenger RNA, 1505 nt
Organism: Aspergillus homomorphus CBS 101889
Lineage: Eukaryota; Fungi; Ascomycota; Eurotiomycetes; Eurotiales; Aspergillaceae
Product: alpha/beta hydrolase
Exons: 6
Coding region: 231-1496 (421 amino acids)
Source: RefSeq, a predicted model, not a curated record
AGGAGCCUCAACGCUCGCCGCCUUCAUAUGAGCCUUCAUCCUCCUCCCUCCCCUCUCGACAUUCCUCCUCCAAUUGAGCUUCAAUUGCACCUGUUGCCACCUGGGGUACCCCUGGAAUUAGUCGAAAAGACACAUAACAACGGACAUUUGCAUGCGUGAGCUGCGCAUGCGCUGAAACCGCGUCCUUAGCCGCAUCUGUAGCUUACUGGCAUUCCGACUUCCGAGAGCUCAUGGCUGAGCUUCAAUCUAUCUUUCGAAAAGCCUACUGGUCGUUGGCGGCCGGUGGCCUGCUCUAUGUGCUAUUCGUCUGUGCCCUAACGUAUCCUGUGGUUCAACGCUUUGCGCUCUAUGUCAAUAAGGUGAACCCUACGCAAUGGCAGGACAUCAACCUCGUCGAGUCCUUCGGGUUUCUGAAAACGCAGGUUCAACCCUUCAACCUGGUGACGCCCGAUAACGAGACCUUGUACACCUGGCACCUCCUUCCCCUGCAAUUGUGCAAGGAACAUGAAGAGGACCUGCAUGAGAAUGAACAAUAUGGUCCAGCGGAGGACUAUACCAAGACAUCUGCCUUCAAGCUCCUCGCCAACGACCCCAAUGCGAGGGUGGUUGUCAGCUUUCACGGCAAUGCCGCGCACCUCGCGUCUGCCCAACGACCGGAGAUCUACCGACAGCUUCUCGGCCUGUCGACGCCUUCGCACCCAGUCCAUGUCUUCGCCAUUGACUACCGGGGCUUCGGUCUCUCAACGGGCUCACCAACAGAAGAGGGCCUCAUCACCGAUGGCGUCGCGCUCCUCAACUACCUCACCGCAGGCCCACUGCGCAUUCCUCCCUCGCGCAUUGUCAUCAUGGGCCAAAGUCUCGGCACAGCCGUGAGCGCCGCAGUAGCCGAACGCUUCGCCUUCGGUUCUCCCAACCCGGCCGCCAUCCAACCCGCUCUCAAAGACCCGGAGCCCUUCGCCGGCGUGAUCCUCCUGGCGUCUUUCAGCAACGUCCCAAGCCUUAUCGAAUCCUACAGCCUGAAGGGCAUCACCCCACCCAUGCUAUCGCCUCUAUCCGCAUACCCCGGGAUCAAAGACUGGGCGAAAGGCCACAUCGUCGACCGCUGGGACACCGCCGCCCGCGUUGCGCGCCUGUCCGGGGUCAGCAGCAGCACCACCACCAAGGACGACCAUCCGACGCCCGCAUACGCCCAGAAGGGGUUGAAUCUGUUCAUCGUGCACGCCGCCAACGAUGUCGAGAUCCCCUGGCAGGAGGGUCGUCGCGUCUGGGCGGCGGCCACCGGGGAAGCCCUUGAGGACGGCCCCGGGAAGAUCGUGCUAUCGAAGAAGGACUCGAAGGGAGGUCCCAAUGAAGUUCAGAUCUGGGAGAACAGAUCGGCCAAGGACUCUGCGGUGGUCAAGCGGGUGCGGUGGGAGCGCGUGGCCUACGGUGGUCAUAAUCGCGUGGCGACGUUCUCGGUCGCCGCUUUGGCUGUGCUAAGAGCCUUCGACGGGUAGAGAGUCAUU